Messenger RNA from Trichogramma pretiosum, 715 nucleotides. RefSeq names its product 60S ribosomal protein L11-like. Bases 97 to 651 code for a protein of 184 amino acids. The record is from RefSeq and is a predicted model, not a curated record. Gene Ontology annotation, molecular function: structural constituent of ribosome; RNA binding. Gene Ontology annotation, cellular component: ribosome; cytosolic large ribosomal subunit. The transcript is spliced from 5 exons. Gene Ontology annotation, biological process: translation. Lineage: Eukaryota; Metazoa; Arthropoda; Insecta; Hymenoptera; Trichogrammatidae.
ACAACCACAACUCUAUAGAAAAAACACGCCGACACGCCGCACGCGUUCUCCGAUCUAACUCCUAACGAGCAGACUGCAAUAUUUCUAGGCUCUACGAUGACGGAUGUUAAGCAACAACCCAAAAUCAAAAAGGAUCCGGCCAAGAACCCUAUGAGGGAGGUCAGGAUCCGCAAACUGUGUCUUAACAUUUGCGUCGGUGAAUCUGGGGACAAACUUACCCGUGCCGCUAAGGUCUUAGAACAGUUGACUGGCCAAACGCCAGUUUUUUCUAAGGCUCGCUACACUGUGCGCAGCUUCGGUAUCAGAAGAAAUGAAAAAAUCUCUGUCCAUUGCACUGUAAGAGGAGCUAAGGCUGAAGAAAUCCUUGAGAAAGGAUUGAAAGUUCGUGAAUACGAAUUAAAGCGACGCAAUUUCUGUGAUACUGGAAACUUUGGUUUUGGUAUCCAAGAACAUAUUGAUCUUGGUAUCAAAUACGAUCCCAGCAUUGGAAUCUACGGUCUUGACUUCUUUGUAGUACUCUGCAGGCCAGGAUUCAACGUAGCCCACAGAAGAAAAAAGACUUCAAAAGUUGGCUUCCAACACAAGCUUACAAAGGAAGAUGCCAUGAAAUGGUUCCAGGCUAAAUAUGAUGGUAUCAUUCUAUCAAAAUAAACUUGCCUGUUAGUGUAUUUUAUGUCAUAUAAUAAAUAAGAAAAUAUUUUUAAUUAUUUUUAAA